Guillardia theta CCMP2712 is the source of this 438-nucleotide messenger RNA. RefSeq lists its product as hypothetical. The record is from RefSeq and is a predicted model, not a curated record. NCBI's taxonomy places the organism in Eukaryota, Cryptophyceae, Pyrenomonadales, Geminigeraceae. The transcript has a single exon. The coding region runs from base 1 to 438 and encodes 145 amino acids.
AUGGACCAAGGGCACAUGCGGCAGUACAGAGACAGGAAGAACGAGAUCUUGCAGCAGAGGUGUGCGCGAUCAGGCGACAUCAUCGUGGCAGGAAGCGACGGCUUCUGGGAGAACCUGGGCUCAGACGACCGCGCGAGAAGAUCGGCGUUGGAGACCAUGUCGGAGGAGGUACUCGGUGACUUCGGGGACGGGGCCCUCGUCGAGCGGCUUGGAGGAAGGCUGCGGGAGAGGACGGAGAAUAGGAUGGAUAGGUCGAUGAUAGGGAAGAAGGACGAUCUGACAGUGAUCGUGUCUCGCAUGUGUCGAGGGCAGCAGCAGAGAGGGGUUGAGGUCCGCAUGGAGGGGCUUUGCGAGGGCGGCUGUGACAUAAACCUCGUCAACGAGGUCACAAGGGGGAUCGUCAAGUACCGUACAGUGGGGCCCCCCGCGCGCAACUGA